GUAUUGUUUUUAUUCCGUCGUUAGUUAUGGUCACUUUACUUAGUUGAUUCGAUGAUUCAAGACAUAUUCAAAUUUAUCUUGUGGUAUAUUUUGUAAUUGCUUACUCUCUUUUAGUGAUAAAGUUGUGUAUUUUUUUAGUUGGGAUUAAUUUUCGACGACAUGGACUUCAAUAAAAGAAAUCGAGGUGGAGGCGGAAAGAAAUCUGGUCGCGGUGGUUUUCAUCAGCAGCAAGAUCGUGGUCAGUCAAGAUCCAAUGAUCCACCUGCAGAAUCCGGUCAUUCUGGGCCAGCUGGGCGUGGCACACCGCCACAUCAUCAAUAUAGCCCAAGAGCUGGUGGCUCUGCAGGACGCAGUUAUCAUGAUCCUGGUUCCGGCGGUCGUCCUACGCCUCAUCAACAACAACGUCCGUUUUUACCAACCCAACCGGAUCCAAGAUUCCGUGCACCUUUUCCUGUGCAUCAAGGAGGACCGCCAGUACGUUGGGGACCGCCUGGAGGACAAAGACCACCGAGGCCUGCUACUGCACCUCAGCUAACGCCACUCCCUUCCGAACCUUCUGCCAACUCCUCGAUUCGUGAUCAGCCUGCUGCGUCAGCUUGGGGCUCGAAGAGUGCUUCCAGCUCAAAUGAGGUACCAGCCCGAGAUCCUCAGCCAGGUGGUGCAUGGUCUCGAAAACCUGAUCCUGAACAACCCGGUGCAAAAGCUGUAGUUUCGAUAAGCACAUCAGGAGGAGGAGAUUUUAAACCUGAAGUUGCACAGCCCCAAGUGCCCGAAAAAUCUGCCGAAGCGCAGGCAUCUUCUUCGUCGAAAUCUGGCAAGAAGAAGAAAAGGAAAGGAGGCUCAGGCAUUGUAGACAAACCAUUAGAAGAAUCGUUCGAAACGGCUCUUGUAUUGGGUUUGGGUACUAAAACUGAAACCAAUCCUACGAAGCCCUUACAAGAACCUGUCAAAACAACGGCACCGUUGUAUAAUAUACCAAAGAGACCUAAGGGUACUCUGGUACACCCUGCGAAAUACUUCCAGAAUGAGAGAGGAAAUCUUGUGGAAGUCAACUUUUUACGUAUCGAAUUGAAGAACCUCAAACUGAAAAUUUUUCAAUACGAUGUUUCCUUUGAACCUGAAAAACGUCGAGACUUAUUCAGGGAAGCGUUGCGAUUAUUAUUUGAAAAAAAUGGGAUUAAUAGGCAUCCGGCACACGACGGUCGUAAACAAAUAUACGUCGCUGGUUCUAAAAUACGUUUCCCUGGUGGUACUGAUUCGUUUACGGGCGAUGUUGAAGUAUCGUACGAAGAAGGACGUCAUAUCGACUACAUAAUUACGGUUAAACUUUCGAGGGAGAUGGAUUUGCAGUCGUUAACCGAAUACAUGAGAAAUGGUUCAUCUUUACGUCCAUUCGAUGUCCAACCGUUGGAAAUAGCUUUGAUGCACCCUGCGAUAUCUAAUAAUUUAAUCAAAGCUGGGCGUUCAUUUUUCACUCGGCAAGAUAAUGCCGAGUACCUGGGUAACGGAAUGGAUCUUUGGAAAGGUCAUACUCAGAGUGUGGUUAUACCUUGGUUAGACGAGAGCAAAGGAACGCCGAAUUUAUAUCUAAAUGUUGAUGUUGCUCAUAAAGGGUUUCCACGAGCGCAACGUGUCAUCGAUUACAUUCGCAAUGAGUUUUUUUCCAGAGGUCCACAGAUACAGAAUGAUUCGAAUUUAGCGCCAUGGCAGCGUGAUAUCGCUCAAAAUUUUUUGAAAAAUAUAAAAGUGUCGUACGACGAUCGUGGCAGAAAACGUACCUUCAAAGUGGAUUCUCUCGAUCUAUCAGCCAGAGAUGCUAGAUUUGAGCGGGAUGGACAUAGAAUCACAGUAGAGGAGUAUUUCCGAACUGACAAACGUAUAACGUUGAAGUAUCCCAACUUGCCCUGUAUAAAUUCUCGUGGUCGACUUUUUCCAAUGGAACUAUGCUCUGUGGUUCCGAAUCAAGUAGUUAAUAAGGCAUUGGACCGUAAUCAAACUGAUCAGAUGGUAUCAAAAGCUGCAACUUCUACUACUGAAAGAAAAAAAACAAUCACUGAAUCGCUAAAGAAAGUGAAAUUCAAUGAAGACGAGUGUGUAAAAGAAUUCGAUUUAACUGUUAAUACUACUUUCGAAACAGUCACCAGUUAUGAACUGAAGCCGCCAUCCAUUCAGUAUGCCAAAAAAAUCGUACCUGUGGAAAAGGGCGAGUGGAGACAAAACGAUUACUUCAUAGAACCAGUAAAUUUAUCGAGAUGGGUACUUAUAAACACAGUUGAUAGAAUAGACGAUACUUGCGUUGGAAAUGUUAUUAGAGAAUUACAAAAUGCAGGCCGUUUUUGCGGCAUGCAAGUUGGGAAUCCGCGACAAGUUGAGUUGUACCGUUUUCGUAAUGAAGACGAUUUCGUCCAGAUUUUUGAAGAAUGGAAGAAAAAAGGUGCUCAGUGGUUUAUGGUGAUUAUAAAGGAUAACGAUUCUUCUACGUAUGGUUAUGUAAAAAGGGCAGCCGAACUUCGGGUAGGAGUCGUGACACAAUGCUUGGUAGCUGGAACUGCGCGACAAACGUUAGGGCCACGACCACGUUUCGGUGCGACGGCCAAAAAUCUUUUAUUGAAGUUGAACACGAAGAUGGCCGGUGUCAAUCACUCACUCGCUGAUGAUGAUUUGAAACCAGAGAUUUUGAACGAAGAUGUAAUGAUCGUCGGAGCCGAUGUUACACAUCCGCCACCAGAUUCGCGAGAUCUGUCUAUCGCUGCUGUGGUUGCGUCGCAUGAUGGAUUCACGUUUCAGUUCAACAUGCAAUACCGAUUGCAAGCGCCUCGUAAUGAGAUGAUCCGUGAUUUGAAGAGUAUUAUGGAGACUCAGAUAUCAUUCUACCAGGAGAAAACUGGUAAACUCCCAAAACGUAUAUUGUACUAUCGUGACGGUGUCGCGGAUAGUCAAUUUGAGAAGGUUCUAUCAUAUGAAGUUACUGCUAUUCGUCAAGCUUUCGCUAAACUCGAGACGAAACCUACUCUCACGUUUAUAAUAGUUCAGAAAAGACACCAUACGAGAUUCUUCCCGAGUGUAGAUAUGUCUGACUAUGACAGAACCAAGAAAGUUAAUUAUCAAAAUGUGAGACCCGGUACCGUAGUUGAUGAAAAAAUAACUCAUCCGACGGAGAUUAAUUUUUAUCUGGUCAGCCACAAAAGCAUUAAAGGUACAGCCAGACCAACGAAGUACCAUUUGUUGUACGACGAUAGUUCUCCCGCUAUCGAUUUGAUUUCGCUGGAACGAUUGACGUACUAUCUUUGCCAUACGUACGCCCGCUGUAACCGAUCAGUUUCAUAUCCGGCACCCACCUAUUAUGCGCAUUGGGCUGCUUUCAGAGCCAAAGCAUGGUGGAGCAAUAUUUUCAAGGAGUACAGGCAAAAGGGCAAGGAUCCUGCGACGUUGAUUAACGAGCAAGAUCAACGUGGACGAGUGCUCGAUGACGUCGUGACUAACACGCCUAUGUUUUUCAUUUGAAAUAAAAUAUCGUCGAGAUGGUCUUCUGAGGUGUACGAUGCUAUGAAAUAAUAUUAAAAUAAUGUAGCCUACUUAUUAAUAAUCGCUUUAUAUAAUUCUAAAAUACAUUAUUCCUUAUUAAACAAUAAACAAUUUCUGACGGUGA
Molecule: messenger RNA, 3649 nt
Organism: Planococcus citri (citrus mealybug)
Lineage: Eukaryota; Metazoa; Arthropoda; Insecta; Hemiptera; Pseudococcidae
Product: protein argonaute-2-like
Exons: 19
Coding region: 160-3504 (1114 amino acids)
Biological process (GO): regulatory ncRNA-mediated post-transcriptional gene silencing
Molecular function (GO): miRNA binding; single-stranded RNA binding; protein binding
Source: RefSeq, a predicted model, not a curated record